AUGGACUCAAGUGCCAAGUGCCAAAGUCAUUUCCCAACGGAAAUUGAAACGGAAACUUCAGUGGGCACUAAAGGCGAUGAUGGCAAGCUAUUUGGCGCAUCCUUGACAGCAAAAGACAGCGAUGAUGUCUUUCCAUUGGCUGUAGAACUGCUGCAUGACCACAGCGAGAAAAUGAGGCAAUUUGCUGCCUCAGAUUGGUUUGACAAAAUUCUUGAAGGAUAUGGAAUUGGAAAGGAAAGAGAGGGAGAUGACGGCGAAGGUGGAGCGAUAAUGAGCCCUAAGGAUAAGGGUUAUGGUCAGAAUGAUGACGCUUCAAGGGGGAAAUUAGAGGUUAAUGAUGGCAAGGUCGCACCUGUGCCAACCUCAUCAAAUCGCCAUAUUCCUCCCACAACAAACACUCUGAUCCCUGAUCAGGAUCAAUCUUCCACAUUCACUCCAUUACCCAAACCAUUCCAAACAUCCAGAUCAACAGCGGUGAUGCCGAAUCCGCAAACAUUGGCUUGCCAGAUCAAUGGCAGCCUGCCCAUCUGCCCUUAUCCAAUCCUUAAAGAGAAAUCGACAUCGUACUUGAAGGGGAGGGCCAUGAAGGCCAAGGAUCUAUCAGAGGAUGAUCCUUCAGUGGGCGAAGAAACCAUGGAUGGAGCAAAAUUGACACACUGA
Messenger RNA from Cantharellus anzutake, 660 nucleotides. RefSeq lists its product as uncharacterized. Lineage: Eukaryota; Fungi; Basidiomycota; Agaricomycetes; Cantharellales; Hydnaceae. The record is from RefSeq and is a predicted model, not a curated record. The transcript has a single exon. Bases 1 to 660 code for a protein of 219 amino acids.